Messenger RNA from Medioppia subpectinata, 1554 nucleotides. The record is from the annotation of a GenBank genome assembly. Lineage: Eukaryota; Metazoa; Arthropoda; Arachnida; Sarcoptiformes; Oppiidae.
AAGGCCGGCAUCAUUGCCGCCUCGAAGGCCGGAGAGAUGCGCUUCACUGACACCCGAAAGGACGAACAGGAGAGAUGUAUUACCAUUAAGUCGACCGCCAUUUCCAUGUACUUCGAGAUGAAGGAGUCGGACAUGGCUUUCAUCAAAGAGGCCGAUCAGAAGGAGAAGGGAGACGAGAAGGGCUUCUUAAUCAAUCUGAUCGACAGUCCCGGUCACGUGGACUUCAGCUCUGAAGUGACGGCCGCUCUUCGGGUCACCGACGGAGCCCUCGUUGUGGUCGACUGUGUGUCCGGAGUGUGCGUCCAGACGGAGACAGUGUUGCGUCAGGCGAUCGCAGAGCGCAUAAAGCCGGUGGUGUUCAUGAAUAAGAUGGACUUAGCUAUGCUUACGCUGCAACUCGAACAGGAAGACCUCUACCAGAAGUUCACCCGUAUUGUGGAGACUGUGAACGUGAUAAUCGCCACUUACGCCGACGAGUCCGGACCCAUGGGUGACAUCAAAGUGGAUCCGUCUAAGGGUAGCGUUGGCUUUGGAUCAGGUCUUCACGGAUGGGCGUUCACUCUGAAGCAGUUCUCUGAGAUGUACGCCGAGAAGUUCAAGAUCGACACCGAGAAACUGAUGAACCGCUUGUGGGGCGAGAACUUCUACAAUCCCACGACCAGGAAGUGGGCCAAGAAGUACGACGACGGCUUCAAACGCUCGUUCUGUAUGUUUGUAUUGGAGCCCAUCUUCAAGGUGUUCGACGCCAUCAUGAACUUCAAGAAGGAGGAGAUCCCGAAGUUGUUGACAAAGUUGAACAUUGUCUUGAAGGGCGACGACAAGGAGAAGGAGGGCAAAGACCUGUUGAAGGUUGUGAUGAGGACUUGGCUGCCGGCCGGCGAGUCGUUGCUUCAGAUGAUAGCCAUUCACUUGCCGUCACCGAUCACUGCGCAGAAGUACAGAAUGGAAACGCUAUACGAAGGCCCGCACGACGACGAGGCAGCUGUUGGUCAGUACUCCACAGUCAGAUCCGUUAAGACGUGUAAUCCUGAGGGACCGCUAAUGAUGUACAUCUCAAAGAUGGUGCCGACUUCAGACAAGGGACGCUUCUAUGCGUUCGGUCGUGUCUUCUCCGGUAUUGUGUCUUCGGGACAGAAGGUGCGGAUAAUGGGACCCAAUUAUGUUCCCGGAGGCAAACAGGAUUUGGUCGAGAAGGCUAUUCAACGAACUGUGCUUAUGAUGGGUCGUAACGUUGAGUCCAUUGAGAACGUCCCGUGCGGUAACAUUUGCGGUCUCGUCGGUGUGGAUCAGUUCCUCGUGAAGACCGGAACGAUCUCUACGUUCAAAGACGCGCAUAACAUGAAAGUAAUGAAGUUUUCUGUGAGUCCUGUGGUUCGCGUUGCCGUUGAGCCCAAAAAUCCGGCCGAUUUGCCAAAACUGGUCGAAGGGCUGAAACGAUUGGCGAAAUCAGAUCCUAUGGUUCAGUGUAUUAUUGAAGAGUCUGGCGAACACAUCGUCGCCGGCGCCGGAGAAUUGCAUCUCGAGAUCUGUCUGAAGGACUUGGAAGAAGAUCAC